Messenger RNA from Glycine soja, 1126 nucleotides. RefSeq names its product translation machinery-associated protein 22-like. The record is from RefSeq and is a predicted model, not a curated record. Gene Ontology annotation, biological process: formation of translation preinitiation complex; translation reinitiation. Lineage: Eukaryota; Viridiplantae; Streptophyta; Magnoliopsida; Fabales; Fabaceae. Gene Ontology annotation, molecular function: mRNA binding; translation initiation factor activity. The transcript is spliced from 7 exons. Bases 192 to 761 code for a protein of 189 amino acids.
GAGAUUCCCAAAACGACACCGUAUCACGCAAUCAUCUCAUCAAAGCCCUCCCUCCACCGCGCUUCCGAACGCAUCAAAUCAAUCAUCACGCUCUUCUCUCUAGAGCUGCUGCGUUGCUAAAACGCACCGGUUUGUUCCUGUUCUCGUUCAAAAGAAAACUGACACAAGUGAGGCUUGGUGCAUAAACAGCAAUGGCAGAAAAACCCCAACCGGUUCGGGUUCUCUACUGCGGCGUGUGCAGUUUGCCCCCCGAAUACUGCGAAUUCGGAUCCGAUUUCGAGAAAUGCAAACCCUGGUUGAUCCAAAACGUCCCUGACCUAUACCCUGAUCUUCUCAAAGAGAAGGAAGCUGAUAAAGUUGCUGACAAACUACAAAGUACGGGUAUAUCUGGAGCUGGUGAUGGAGCUGCUUCCUCAGCACCGAAGCAAGAAGAGGUGAAGCGUCUUCCUGGUGGGAAGAUAAAGAAAAAGGAUAAGCAAGAGGUUGUUAUUGAGAAGGUCGUACGUAACAAGCGAAAGUGCAUCACCACUGUGAAGGGACUGGAACUUUUUGGUGUCAAGCUCAGUGAUGCUUCCAAGAAACUCGGGAAAAAGUUUGCUACUGGAGCCUCUGUUGUCAAGGGACCUACUGAGAAAGAACAAAUUGAUGUUCAAGGGGAUAUAGCUUAUGAUGUUGUGGAGUUCAUUACAGAUACAUGGCCUGAUGUUCCUGAAACAGCAAUUUUCUUUAUAGAAGAUGGGAGAAAGGUCCCAGCUGCUUGAUUUUGAUAUCCUGGCAUUAAAACUAAGGACUGAUUGCAAGACUCUGCUAUAUUACUGUAAUCCCCCACCCCACUUUUUUCCCUUCUCAUAUCCCCCAAAAAAGAACAUAGUGUGGCCAUGGUGGACAUCAACAUAUGUAUUUUUAGUCGAACGAUUAUUUAAUUAGUGGUGUGUAGAGGCAAAAAGAAGAAAGGUUCGUUUGCAUCAAUUUUGUAUUCUCAUCGAGGUUUUAUUUCUUCAAAGGAUGCUAAUUUGUGGGAAUAAGUCUCUGCUUGCAUUAAUUGCCAAGCUUAAAUCUAGGGUUUAGUUAGUGUCUGAACAUAAAACCAGAAAUUAAACCAGAAUUAGAGUGCUUGAAUGGUUUA